AUUCAUAGAUAAAAAUAAAUGACUAAUAGAAUCAUUGUUUUCAUAAACAAUCAUGACUGGAUUUCAUAUUGUGAAAGAAACGCAAAAACAUUUGUUCUCUACACUCUUAAGUAAGUCUCUUUCAAUGUAUCCCACUAAACAAUCCUUAGUAAAUUGGUUACUAAUUCGACUUCGAAACUUGUUCUUAAUAUAACUCAAAGCUGAAACGCUCUUUCUACACUUGCAGUUGCAAUUGGUAGAAUCAAAACUAAUGGAAUUGUCGCUGUCACUGAAAAAUUUCAGGGUUGUUGGGGAAAAGAAGCAAAAAGAUCUGAUUAGGUCUUUAUUGCAAUAGGAAUUUCGUUUAUAGUAUAAUAAUUAAUUUUAUGACAAUCUAUAAACAAAUAAUUGAGUUGUGUUGUAGUGAUAAAAUACUCUCAUACCAUGUUGUGUACUUGUGUACCAUCAUCAAUAUAAGUGUAUAUAAAGUAUUUUUUUCCUUCGAAAUUUAUCCAUAUAUGUCCCGUGACAAGGCUCAAUAGCCCUGCCUCCGCCUAAGAUAGAAUAAUAGUUCAAUGGUUCGCAAAGUUCUUGAGAUAUUGAAAAGAUCGAGAGAAAAUAUUGAGAUAGUGAAUUAUGUUAAUUUCUCCCUUUUGAUAUUGACUAACUAGCUUCGCCCAAUAACACCUAAACGAAAUCUAGGUGUGGUCGAACUGUGGCAAUGUUUGAAAUUUCUAAGUUGCUCCAAAACUCUUAGGUGAGGCAUUUUGACUUUGCCAACUCUUAAAUAUGUUUAAGUAUAAGGUUAAGUGGAACCAUUCUUAUAAUAAAUCAUUAUCAUCGUAUCAAAAGUCUUCAACAAUGAAGACAGAAAUUUGUGCAUUCAUACCAUUUCUUCCACACCAACCAUUAUGCUAAUUAUUUAGUUUAGGUUCAAAAAUCUAAAGUUGGUAACAAGUUCAAAAUUGUUCUAUCAAACGAUCCAUCAUCUUUGCUAUAAAAAAAAAAAAAACGGUCGAUCAUGAUCCACCAUUGACUUGGCUUUGUGUUGCAUUACAACUCCUCUCAACCCCAUUCCAUUUCUAAAAUAGUAAAAUUCUAAUGGCUGCAACCAAAGGAAGUAGCUCAUCACCAACAGGCAAACCCCUUCUUCUUCCCAAUCUCAUCAUCCCCACCAUUCUUCAGCUACUGUUUUCUAGUUCUCUAGCUGCAACCGAAAACAGUACUCUGACCCAAGGCGAGCCAGCUCUGAAUUCCUCAUCCGCCCUCGUCUCCCCAAACGGCCUCUUCACUUUGGAAUUCCGGCGACUCGGCUACCCAGACUCCAACGGCAGCUACCUCGGGAUCCGGAACAGCAACUCGACCGACUUUUGCUGGGUGGCCAACCGCGACUCCCCAAUCUCGGACGACUCGGGACAGCUCGCCCUGGACCAAAAUGGAACCCUUAAGCUCACAUACUCCGGUGGCCUUUCCGUCGAGCUUUACACCUCCAACAGCCGCAGCCGGCGGCCGCAGAGAUUGGUCGCGGUGCUCGAAGACACGGGCAAUUUCGCUCUGAGGGACGAUGAUUCCGGGGAAUUGUUGUGGCAGAGUUUCGAUCACCCCGCCGAUUCGUGGCUACAGGGGAUGAAAUUGGGGAUGGUCAACGGAGGUCGAAACCAAAUAGUGACGUCAUGGCUGACCCGUUUGACCCCGGCGAGCGGCGCUUUCACGCUGGAGUGGGAUCCCGCCGGGGAGCAGCUGGUGGUGAAACGGCGAGGCACUGCGUUCUGGGCAAGCGGCAAGUCGUCGUCUUCAUCUCCCAAUUACUCAUUCCGCGGUACCUUGGUUCAGAACUAUUUCAACGCAUCUCGCGUCUCCAAUGCCGCAGAGGAUUACUUGAUCCUGGAAGCUCCAAGGAUUUUUCGACUCACCCACCUAGGGGAUUUCGAGGACCAAUCCUUCGGGAGUUUCACAAUCGGGUCACCCUGCAAUGGCGAAACCAGGAACGCUUACGGGUGCCUGAACUGGGAGGGACCUGAAUGCCGGAAUAGGAAUGGCGGAUACAGAUUCAUGGAGCUGGAAGGUGGGUUCAGGAACGGGUCCUGGAAGGAGGUCAAGAAUGGCAGCCUUAGUUUCAGCGAUUGCCGGGAAAUGUGCUGGAAUGACUGUGAAUGUGGUGGGCUUCGCGUCGACCUCUUUGAUGGUUUUGGGAUCAAUGGGAAUGACACUGGAUGUCAGAUGUUCUAUGGGUCUGGGGGAUUUGCAGAAUUUGAAACCAUUCAAUUUCUGGACAGUUAUCAUGUCAUUGUUGAUGAAGCUUAUGGAAAACCAGUCACACGUCCUUCAAACGUUGCAGUUCGGAUUGGGGCUUCGUUUGCUGCUGUGGGGGCUCUUGGUGUGGCCGUAAUUUGCAUUUUCUUGUACCGUAGGAGGCGCAAACUCAGAGAAAGACUUCUAGCAGAGUUGAUGGCCCCUGAUGAUGCAGCAAAUGAUGGAGAAAAGAUAGGGGAUGAUGGCGAUCCAGGCCACAAUUUGAAAAUUUAUAGCAUAACAUCAAUCAUAGCGGCUACUGAUAACUUCUCCCUGCAAAAUAAGCUUGGACAAGGAGGGUUUGGACCUGUGUAUAAGGGAAAGUUGCAGGAAGGUCGAGAAGUAGCUGUGAAAAAAUUAUCAAAAAGGUCAGGCCAAGGUUUGGUUGAGUUUAGAAACGAGCUUAUACUCAUAGCAAAGUUACAACACACAAACCUGGUGAGGAUUUUGGGUUGCUGCAUCCAUGGAGAAGAGAAGAUGUUGGUGUAUGAAUAUAUGCCCAACAAGAGCUUAGAUUCUUUUAUCUUCUCAGAUGAAUCGAAAAGGGUACUACUAGAUUGGAAUAAACGGUUCGACAUCAUUGAAGGAAUAGCUCAAGGUUUGUUGUACCUUCACAAGUACUCGAGAGUGACAAUCAUACACAGAGAUCUGAAAAUUAGUAACAUAUUACUGGAUGAAAAUCUGAACCCGAAGAUCUCGGAUUUUGGACUGGCGCGUAUUUUCAAUACCGAUGCAUCAGAAGCUAAUACAAACAGACCCGUUGGAACAUAUGGCUAUAUGUCUCCGGAGUAUGCCAUGGACGGCAAUUUCUCCACUAAAUCUGAUGUGUUCAGCUUCGGAGUUAUGCUUCUGGAAAUUGUGAGCGGAAGGAAGAACUACAGUCUCAUCCAAGUGGAUCCCCCUAUCAACCUUGUGGGCUAUGCAUGGAAGCUGUGGAAAGAAGGCACCCCAAUAGAGUUGAUGGAUCCAACUCUGAAGGGUUCAUGUAUUAGUGAAGACCAAGUACUUAGAUGCAUCAAUGUAGGACUACUUUGCAUAGAAUACAAUGCAUACGAUAGACCAGCAAUGCCAGAGGUAAUAUCAAUGAUAAUCGGUGAAGUCCCGCAACUGCCCAUGCCAAAACAACCGGCAGUCACGAUGAUGAGACCCAGAAGCACCAAGGAAAGCUCGAGCACCGGAGAAUCGGAAACCUGCUCAAACAAUAAAGUCACCAUAACAAAUAUCAGUGGUAGAUGACAAAGAUGGUGCAAGUUAGUCAGCUUUUAGUGUGUGAACUGUUGACUUGGCUAUUCUGUAGACCCAAUCAUUCAUCAUGAGCCAUAUUUAUGGUUCAAAGAAAGAAGACCGAAAGCU
Linum trigynum is the source of this 3624-nucleotide messenger RNA. Lineage: Eukaryota; Viridiplantae; Streptophyta; Magnoliopsida; Malpighiales; Linaceae. The record is from the annotation of a GenBank genome assembly.